UUCGAGGCGCAGGAGAGGGCCUCGGAGGCGGAGAACGUGCCGCCGGUGAUCCCCACGCCGCACCACUACCUCCUCAGCGUCUAUCGUCACAAGAUCUUCUUCGUGGCCGUCAUCCAGAGCGAGGUGCCGCCGCUCUUCGUCAUCGAGUUCCUGCACCGCGUCGUCGACACCUUCCAGGAUUAUUUUGGUGUCUGUUCAGAGGUGAUGAUCAAGGACAAUGUGGUGGUGGUUUAUGAGGUGCUGGAGGAGAUGCUGGACAACGGCUUUCCAUUGGCAACGGAAUCUAAUAUUCUCAAGGAGCUGAUAAAACCUCCCACUAUCCUGCGAACGGUUGUCAACACCAUCACAGGAAGCACAAAUGUGGGUGACCAGCUCCCUACUGGACAGCUAUCAGUGGUGCCUUGGAGGCGUACAGGCGUGAAAUAUACCAACAAUGAAGCAUAUUUUGAUGUGAUUGAGGAGAUAGAUGCAAUCAUUGACAAAUCAGGUUCCACAAUAACUGCUGAAAUCCAAGGGGUGAUUGAUGCUUGUGUCAAGCUGACUGGGAUGCCAGACCUUACUCUCUCCUUUAUGAACCCCAGAUUGUUGGAUGAUGUCAGUUUUCAUCCAUGUGUGCGUUUUAAGCGCUGGGAAUCAGAGCGAAUACUCUCUUUCAUUCCACCUGAUGGAAAUUUUCGCUUGCUCUCCUAUCAUGUCAGUGCUCAGAAUCUUGUGGCAAUCCCUGUCUAUGUUAAACACAAUAUCAGCUUCCGUGAUGGCAGCUCAUUGGGACGCUUUGAGAUCACUGUGGGGCCGAAGCAGACUAUGGGGAAGACGAUAGAGGGAGUGACGGUUUCUAGCCAGAUGCCAAAAGGUGUAUUAAACAUGAGCCUCACACCUUCUCAGGGAACGCAUAUCUUUGAUCCAGUUACAAAGUUACUCUCAUGGGAUGUUGGGAAAAUAAAUCCCCAGAAGCUGCCAAGCCUGAAAGGGACCAUGAGCCUGCAAGCUGGGGCAUCCAAACCUGAUGAGAACCCCACCAUUAACCUGCAGUUUAAAAUUCAGCAGCUGGCUAUAUCUGGACUGAAGGUGAAUCGCUUGGACAUGUAUGGGGAGAAGUACAAGCCCUUCAAGGGGAUAAAAUACAUGACUAAGGCUGGCAAGUUCCAAGUCCGAACCUAGAGGAGCCUGGUAGUGUGGAAGAGCACUUUCCUGUUUCUCCUAUCCCUAGGUGUUGGAUGCGGCCUUUCCCCACCAUCACGCAUUUAGGGUUGCCCCCUUACCUCUACUAGCAUCUGCUGGAGAGCCAAUGCUUAGGGUGCUGGGGAGCAGGGAAGAGUAGGGCUGACCUGAAACCAUCUCAUCACUAACUGAGUCUGAAGUACUCAGAGCAAUGGCAGAUGGGAGAGGUAUUCAGGUCCCUUGGCAUUAGUGAGUCAGAUAUGUAAGCCCAUAUCACCUUCACCUGCUGUCUUAAAAGAAAUUCUAGGGAUUUACUCCCUUUGUAUCUCCUGUUCCUUAUGUUUUGGUUGGCUUUUAUCCUGUUGCAGAUGAUGCAAAGUUGAAUUUCCAUAAAGCUCAACUCCAUUGUGAAAGUGUGGCAUCUGCUCUUCUCCCUCACUGGGUGUUUGGAGAGCUACAGUUAUUGCAGGCAGAGAGGUCAGCUGGCCAUUCUGCCUCAAAGAGCCUGAAGAAGUGGAAAGGUAGAUUGUCCUACCCAGAAUGGGAAGAUAAAUCUGAGUUUGUGUGUGGUGCCAUAGAGGGAGGAAGGGAAGAAAUGAAUGCUUUGAAGAUUUCAGAAACCCCCUUACUCAUUAAGUAUCUUGAAUUUCUGGGGAUAGACUGGAAACCCAUCAAAGUCUUAGUAUGGUAUCCUCUGAAGAGCUGGCAGAAGCACAGCUUAUCUUGUAACUGAUGGGUGAUGAUCUCUGAAUGCAACUCUGCCUCUCUCUUUUUUGCUUGAUAUGUGGAGGUAGGGUUUCUCCUAUCUUCUUUGGAGGGUCAAGGAAGAGCCAGAGGCUAUAUAAGAACGUGUGUGGAAUCAUAGCACUCUGUUAGAAGCUGAAGCUGAGGCAGCUGAAUGAGGAGGAUGAUCGCUAUCCUGGUAACUUGUCAGAAGCUCUUUUUGCCUCUGCUUGCCUGUUAGGAAUGAAGGUGAUACUGCUGUUCUUCUGCUCACUGAUGUCUUUAUAUGAGAUAAUUGUGUCCUAGUAACUAUGUGGUGUUUCUGGCUGUCCUACCUCAUUCCAGUUCCUUUCGCAAUCAGCUGCUGUGCAGGUGAAUUCUAGCCUACGUUGGAUUUUUCUCUGGGGCUAUCUCUUCUGUAGGAGAUGCUGCUGCAUCUGCCCAUCUCGGUCUGUGCUACAUCUUUCCGUACAGCAUAAAUUUGAAAUGAAAGGUAUAUGCACUAUUCCAUGUUGUCUGUAAUGUGCUCUUUGGCCACUAGAUGCCAAUGCGUUUAUUUCUGUGGUAGUAGAACCUGUCCAUAAUCUGCUGUGCGUGUGACUACAGCAUCUGUGAGGUGGCUGUGAAGUCCAGCAUGUGUAGUGACCCCACAUGAAGGAUAAUACACGUUCUGGUUUGUGUAUGAUGGAUAUUUGCAGUGAGUGAGUGGUGUCUCAUUUCUGUAAUUGCAAGUUCCAAUGCAACUGAUGAAUGCCACUGCAGGUGGCCUUACUGCUGAGCAUGUUCAGUGCAAAUACAACCUUUGACCAGGGCAUCAAUAAAAUUCAUUUUUACCUGU
Molecule: messenger RNA, 2722 nt
Organism: Struthio camelus australis
Lineage: Eukaryota; Metazoa; Chordata; Aves; Struthioniformes; Struthionidae
Gene: AP3M2
Product: adaptor related protein complex 3 subunit mu 2
Biological process (GO): intracellular protein transport; endocytosis
Cellular component (GO): clathrin adaptor complex; cytoplasmic vesicle
Source: RefSeq, a predicted model, not a curated record